UAAUAUUAUAUUAUAAUGGACAAAUCAGUCAUUAAUCGUUCUCCUUUAAACACUAGUAAGAGCAAGCAAAUGUAUACUUUUCCAAAAGCUAAACGUUGGUUAGAAGUGAAAGAUAAUCUGUAAGAAAUAAAUUAAUUAUAGUUGUCCACCCAUAUAUUAAUUACCAACCACUUUAAGUAAAAGAGGGGCAGGGAUUGGAUAUGGAAAGAAAACCAAUUUGACUCAUGAAACCAUUACACCUGCUCCUAAUUUUUAUACAAUUCAAAAAAUCCAAUAACAUGGAUGGACAAUGGGAUUAGGAAGGGAAGUAGAUUAGUCUUAUCUAUUUGAAAAUAGCAUGCAAACAAAUAUGAGAGUAUCUUUUAAGGACUAGUAUAAAACACACCAGGGCCAGGAACCUAUAAAUUCAAAGAUUCCAUAUCUCCAGUUCGUUACAGUAUGAGAUAAAGAUUUUCAACUCGUAAAGAUGUAGAGAAUAAACCUGGACCGUAUGGGUACUCAUAUAUUUUAGUGGUCAUUACAAUUUACCAACCAGCAUUAAUAGUAGAGGGAUAUAUGCUCUUAGUUAAUAUAGAAAGUAUAAUCAUAAUUAAAUAUAACUCCAAGCUCUGGAGCUGUUGUAUUAUCUCCUCCAAAAACUAAUUCAGAGAGAAAAAUCAGAGAUAAUACACCUGGCCCUGGUUAAUACAAAGAAAUUGGUAGUAUUGAUCCAAAAGGGACAUACUUCUGCUCAAAAUUUACUGCAAGUAAAUGCAACAAAUUUCCAAGAGCACAUCGGACUAUGUCUGAAUAUCGUGAUCGAUCACCUGGACCUGGAACAUAUAAAUUACCCACUGAAUUUGGAAUUUGA
This is a messenger RNA of Paramecium sonneborni, 850 nucleotides long. The record is from the annotation of a GenBank genome assembly. NCBI's taxonomy places the organism in Eukaryota, Ciliophora, Oligohymenophorea, Peniculida, Parameciidae.